GUUCUUGCUGGUAAUCAUGUGCCAGAUAUUCGCCUGUCACGAUCCACAAAUCUAGUCAUCGGUCAGUGGUGUCCUGUUUUUCUGACAAUAUCAAACUUCUCAUCAGCUCACACACAACUCGUUAUAACUCCGCGCAGUGAACAAGACGAUCGUUAUGUUAAAGUUUUUUGUAUCGGAGAUUUCAACUAA
This is a messenger RNA of Anisakis simplex (herring worm), 189 nucleotides long. Lineage: Eukaryota; Metazoa; Nematoda; Chromadorea; Rhabditida; Anisakidae. The record is from the annotation of a GenBank genome assembly.